Molecule: messenger RNA, 952 nt
Organism: Oppiella nova
Lineage: Eukaryota; Metazoa; Arthropoda; Arachnida; Sarcoptiformes; Oppiidae
Source: the annotation of a GenBank genome assembly
AAGUUGGAGAAGUUGUCCAUUAGUUUCUGCCUUCAAGUGUCCGGCGCUUCGCUCCAGAAGUUGACAAAGAAUUUCAGGACUCUUUCGAUUAACACUAAUGAUAUGACACCCCCAUUGGUUGAGUGUCUGAACUCAUUGAGUAGAGGCGACGGGAAAUUCAUAACAGAACUCAAUGUCUGCGCCUAUAAUGAAUUGGAUUCACAAGAAAACAUUCUUCAGAUGAUUUGCAAGCAAUUCCGAAGCCUUCAAACUCUUCGCUAUUCCAUAAUAUCAAAGGAUUUAGUGAAAUACGGAGCGUUUGGUCAGCUGACUGCACUAACGGAACUGGUGUUUGACUGCACGUCACUGAACCUGUCUGACCACGAAUUGGUGAAAAUACUGGAGGGCUGUCAUCAGCUGAAGUCGAUAUUCAUUCGCUACGAACACACCAAAGAUCACAACACAAUCACAGACUACUCGCUGCGAAAACUGCCCAAAUUGUGCCCACAUUUAGUGAAAUUCAAUUUCCAGGCGAAGGACGUGUCCAUUCAGACGGUGACCGACGCCACGAUCGAGAGCUUCAGUAGUCUGAAGCACUUGGAGUUCCUGGGCUUCCGGUCCUUCGAGAAUAUCGGCGACGCUGUGAUACUUGUGAUUAAGUCGUGUCCCAAACUGAAUGCCCUGUAUUUAUACAACUGCGACAAUGUGUCGAACGCGACGGUCGACGCCCUCAUAGCCGCCGCCAAGAGUCAGCCCAACAAACGGAUCAAAUACGACAUCACAUCCGCUAAUCUCAAGAAGCGAAAGAAGAAACUUCCCGUUAAUCUAAUCCAUUGCUCAAAGAAAUAACUCAUAUCCUUAUCUUAUGAACUAAUUCUUGAUUUAUUGAUUCGUUUUUUACUAAUUUUUGUUUUCCAUAACUUAUUUCUCAACACUUAAUCCCUAUUUUGUUUUCCCAAUCAAACCCUCAGUC